CGACUGCAGGGCCGGAAGCCGCCGACGCAGCAUGCUCGAGCAGGUCUCUACACGCUUCAAGAACGCUUCGUGGGUCAACGACACCUUCGUGCCGGACUGGGACAGCUUCAUGAACUCGACGACGUCUGUGGUCGCGCCCUUGAUCGCCGAGAAGGCGUGCGCGCUCCUCGACACCAAUAAGAACUGCUACACGGCGUCGUGGCACCUCAUUUGGCAGCAAGUGAAGCUCUGGCUGCUCAUCCAGACGCCCAUCUUUGGCGCGUCCGUGCUCUUCGAGUGGCUCGACCUCGCGCAGAACAAGCACAUUGAGAAGAUGCGGUCCUUCUGGGACUCGUCGUUCGCCCACUCGCUCGCCUACGGCGUGCAACUCGUCGCGUCGCUCUACGCGUGCAUGGCCUGGAUUGCCCGUGCCGGUGCGCUCAGCCUCGACCCGGCCACGUGGACGAUCGAGUCGCUCCUUAUGGGUCUCUGCGCCUUCAACUACGUACUCCGCUGGCUCGGCGCCAAGCACAAGUGCGCUUCUCGACGAUUCGUUUACCACGUCGUCCGCCUCUCCAACCUCUUUGAUCUGCUCUCGAUCGCGUCGCAUUUCUCGCUGGCGACGACGCCGGUGCAUCUACACUCUAGCACCAGCUAG
Messenger RNA from Saprolegnia parasitica CBS 223.65, 637 nucleotides. RefSeq lists its product as hypothetical. The transcript has 4 exons. Lineage: Eukaryota; Oomycota; Saprolegniomycetes; Saprolegniales; Saprolegniaceae. The coding region runs from base 32 to 637 and encodes 201 amino acids. The record is from RefSeq and is a predicted model, not a curated record.